AUGAUACGCGUAACACAACUUUCCUCACUCGCCCCGUGGGAACCACAACUCUCACAAUCUCUCCUUCUACAUAUAAAAAGCCUUCUACCAACUUUGACAUUCACACCAACUACCACCUCCUUCCAAGAGCAGAAAAGAAGAACGAAAGAGACGCGGAAAAAAAAAGGCAAAAUGCUGAAAGAGAUGAGGUGCGGUUUCGGGGAUGUUAAUGGUGGUGUUCGCAGUGACCCUUGUGGUGCUGCCGCUGGUGCUGCCUCCGCUGCCGCCGCCGCCAUUCGCUCUGCUUUUGGUUCCCGUCAUCAUUCUCCUCCUCCUCUUUUUGCUGGCCCUCUCGCCCUCCGUGGUGCAGUUGCCCGACAUUGA
Messenger RNA from Prunus armeniaca (apricot), 363 nucleotides. The record is from the annotation of a GenBank genome assembly. NCBI's taxonomy places the organism in Eukaryota, Viridiplantae, Streptophyta, Magnoliopsida, Rosales, Rosaceae.